This is a messenger RNA of Carlito syrichta (Philippine tarsier), 219 nucleotides long. RefSeq names its product 60S ribosomal protein L38. The transcript has a single exon. Gene Ontology annotation, cellular component: ribosome; cytosolic large ribosomal subunit. Gene Ontology annotation, biological process: translation; protein-RNA complex assembly. Gene Ontology annotation, molecular function: structural constituent of ribosome. Bases 1 to 219 code for a protein of 72 amino acids. Lineage: Eukaryota; Metazoa; Chordata; Mammalia; Primates; Tarsiidae. The record is from RefSeq and is a predicted model, not a curated record.
AUGGCUGUGCCUCAGAAAAUUGAGAAAAUCAAGGACUUUCUGCUUACUACUCAGCAGAAGGAUGCUAAAUCUGUCAAGAUCAAGAAAAACAAGGAUAAUGUGAAGUUUAAAGUUCGAUGCAGCAGGUACCUGUAUAACUUGGUCAUCACAGAUAAAAAGAAGGCUCAGAAAUUGAAGCAGUCCCUGCCCCCAGGUCUGGUGGUGAAGCAACUGAAAUGA